Messenger RNA from Gavia stellata (red-throated loon), 4395 nucleotides. It is a transcript of the gene TFRC, whose product is annotated as transferrin receptor. Bases 76 to 2409 code for a protein of 777 amino acids. Gene Ontology annotation, biological process: intracellular iron ion homeostasis; iron ion transport. The record is from RefSeq and is a predicted model, not a curated record. The transcript is spliced from 19 exons. Gene Ontology annotation, cellular component: external side of plasma membrane. NCBI's taxonomy places the organism in Eukaryota, Metazoa, Chordata, Aves, Gaviiformes, Gaviidae.
CAGUUGGGCCCCGGCGCGGCGAGCGGAGGGGCGGCGGGGCUUUGAUCAAGUUGGUGGGCGCUCCUCCAGAAGGCAAUGGACCAUGCCAGAGCAGCAAUCUCUAACUUGUUUGGUGGCGAGCCAAUGUCCUACACGCGCUUCAGCAUUGCCCGGCAGACGGAUGGAGACAACAGCCAUGUGGAGAUGAAGCUGUCUGCUGAUGAUGAGGAAGGAGGAGAAAUUGGGAGACCAGAGCACUUGCAUGCCAGCAUGCCUCCUCCACGGAGGAGUGGCAAGAACCUCUGCUUCCUAGUCAUCGCAGCUGUCCUCCUCCUUUUGAUUGGGUUUCUGAUUGGCUACUUGAGUUACCGUGGACGAAUGCAGAAGGCUAGCAGGUGUCUGGAUGGAAGUGGCAAGUGUGAGAUGACUCCUACCGCAUCUUACUUAGCGGAUGAUGAUGAAACUGAGGAAGAAGAGGUUCCUGGACCACCUGUCUUCUACUGGCCUAAGCUCAGAGACCUGUUGUCAGAUAAGCUGUCAGCCAGACAUCUUGAGGAUAGGUUGAGGCAAAGAGCAAAUAAGUACUCUUUUGAAGCUGGCCAGAGUGAAGAUGAGAGCAUUGCCAGCUACAUUCAUGAGCAGUUCACCAGCUUCCUCUUGGAUGAAGUGUGGAAUGAUGAGCACUACAUUAAGCUGCAGGUUAAAGGCAGUAGCAACAACAAAGUGUCUAUUCUGGAAGGUGGUAAAGAAGAGGAACUGGAGAGUCCCGAUGCAUAUGUGGCAUACAGCAAGAGUGGCUCAGUUGUUGGCAAACCAGUCUAUGUGAACUAUGGACUUAAAGCUGAUUUUCAGAAGAUACAGAAGCUGGGUGUUUCACUGAAUGAAACUAUAAUCAUCUUCAGAGCUGGAAAAAUAACCCUUGCUGAGAAGGUUGCAAAUGCCAAAGAGGCAGGAGCGGUUGGUGCCCUGAUGUACCUGGACCCCUACGAUUACAGGAAUACAGAUGCGCUUGUCCCCUUUGGACAUGCCCACCUUGGAACUGGAGACCCUUUCACCCCAGGCUUCCCUUCUUUCAACCACACCCAGUUCCCACCAGUGGAAUCGUCUGGACUACCUCGCAUUGCUGUUCAGACUAUCUCUAGCCAAGCAGUAGGCAAGCUGUUCAGCAAAAUGGAUAGAGAAGAAUGCCUUCAGGAGUGGAAAGGUGGAGUCAUGGGAUGUAAGGUGACACUGAGCAGCACGAGCAACAUGACAGUGAAACUGAGCGUGAACAACGUUAUGGUAGACAGGAGGAUUCUGAACAUCUUUGGUGCUAUCAAGGGGUUUGAAGAACCAGAUCGGUAUGUUGUGAUCGGAGCCCAGAGAGACUCCUGGGGCCCAGGAGUGGCCAAGGCUGGCGUUGGAACUGCCAUGUUGUUGGAACUUGCCCGUGUGAUCUCAGACAUAGUGAAAAAUGAUGGCUACAAACCAAGGCGCAGUAUCAUCUUCGCUAGCUGGAGUGCAGGAGAGUACGGAGCUGUGGGUGCUACUGAAUGGCUGGAGGGGUACUCUGCCACACUGCAUGCCAAAGCCUUCACUUACAUUAACUUGGAUGCUGCAGUCCUAGGCUUCAACGACAUGAAGAUUUCUGCUAGCCCAUUGCUCUACACGCUGCUGGAGAGAACUAUGAAGGGGGUGAAGGACCCAACAAGGGAUUCGGGAAGCCUGUAUGACAGAGUUGGCUCUGACUGGGUAAAAACAGUUGUUCCCCUUGGUCUGGAUAACGCAGCGUUCCCUUUCCUGGCCUACUCGGGGAUCCCGGUGGUUUCCUUUGGUUUCUGCAAUAAGGAUAUGGAAUAUCCCUUCUUGGACACUACUCAGGACACUGUGGAGAACCUGAAGAUGACUGACAAGUUGUAUGCUCUUAUGCGUGCUGCUGCAGAAGUUGCUGGACAAAUAGCUCUCAGGCUGACCCAUGAUCAUGAGCUCUUCCUGGACUUUGAGAGAUACGGUGAAGAACUGCUAGCGUUCCAGGAGAAGAUCUUGCCCUACGAUCGGGAUGUGAGGGCACUGGGGCUGACCUUGAACUGGCUGUUUUUUGCCCGUGGUGACUUCCAGCGAGCUACAGAUGCACUGAGAAGAGACAUCGCGAACAGUGACAGGGAAAACAAGAUAGUCCGCAGAGCCCUGAAUGACAGGAUCAUGAAGGUGGAGUAUGACUUCCUUUCCCCCUACCUCUCACCAAAAGAUGCUCCCUUUCGCCACAUCUUCUUCGGCAAAGGCUCCCACACCCUGCAGAGUUUGCUGGAGAACCUGCAGCUGCUGAGAACCAGCAAGGACAGCGUGGAUGUGAACAUGCUGAAAGAGCAGCUGGCCCUGGCGACCUGGACCAUUAAAGGGGCUGCCAAUGCCUUAGGGGGUGAUAUCUGGGAUACAGACAACGAAUUCUAGACACGGCAAACACCUGUUUAAGGUACAGGAUUAGGGAAACCCACUCCCUAACAUGGCAUUAUUUUUCUGUAGAUUUUUCUGGCAACAAAUCUUUUUUGACCAAAGUUGAGCAUAAAAUUUUGAAUCUCACCUUGACAAAUUCACAGGAGGCAAUUUUAAAGCAGGUACUAAGAUUACAAUGAAAUCUCCUCUGACCACAGUCCAAACAGGUCACGUACAGCUGCUUGUGGGGCUUGCUCUCCAGCGUACUUGAGAACUAACAGCUCAGGUGACUCCUGAACCGGUACCUUGAGUGGGGAGGUACCUCAUCUAUUUAGGGUUUUAAUUGUUGGCCCCCUAAACCUAGUGACAAAGUAGGGAAUGGAUUCCUCUAAUGCUUGUAAUGAGGAUCCCUUCUCUGGCAGGGAGCUGCAGAGACCAACCUGUAGUUCAAAAAUAAAACAACAUAGUAAUAGCCCGCAAGUGCUGGAUUAUCGGCAAGCUCUGAAGUGCCCGGCCUGCCUUACUCAACAGCAGGGUCCCAAUGACGUCUUGGAGGCUUGCUUCUGCUGAGGCAGGUCUCGAUACCCAGGGAAAAUGACCCAAAGACUAUCUAAUGCCCCUUUUAUAUCCUUAGCUGGCACCUCAGCGAGUCCUGCAGCAUUGAGAAAUGGCUCUAGACUGGCACUUCAGACCUUGCUGCUCUGGGGCCUUUUGUGAAAUCAAGUCUCUUGCUGGCCAAACCCUGUUUGAUGCCAUUUUGCAGGAUGGCUCUUGUUUGGCAUUGAGAUAUUUAUUUGUUUAUUUAUUUAUCAGUGACAGCGUUCACUAUAAAUGGUGUGUUUUUUUUAUAGAAGAUAAUUAUCGGAAGCAGUGCCUUCCAUAAUUAUGACAGUUAUACUGUCGUUUUUGAAUAAAGCAGCAUCUGCUAUUACAAUCAAACAUGAUACUGGAACUUUGCAUUUAAAAUAACCUAAACAGGCCCCUCGAAAAAAAGUUUUUGAAAACUAGCAGUUAAGCUUUCUGUGGCAAAAACACCCCUCUGGAAGAAACUUGAAGGUGUAAACCUGGUAGCAAGUCUCCCGGUUGCACUCCAAAAUGAUCCCUGAAAUGCUGAAAACCUGGGUGGGAAAUGCUAGAAAUUUGGCUUCCCUUCUGGGCUUUGGAAUCCCUCUUUUCUGGACACUGUGUGCUUGCGUGGGGAGCACAGCUUCCUUCCUGGCCCUGGCCCUAGCUCCACCUGCGGCAACACACACAAACUUCUUGUACCUCAGAUGAGGCAUUGGCCCAAUUUUUAAAUGGCAGCUUCCUGCAAACUUCCAGUACCUUAUGUAUCAUGAAACCUAACUGACAUUAUCGGGGGCAGUGUCUUCCAUAAUGUGUAAAGAACAAGGUAGUUUUUGCCUACCACAGUGUUAUAUCGGAGGCAGUGACCUCCAUAUGUUGCACUAUGGGUGUACGUAAUUAUCGGGGACAGUGUUUCCCAUAAUUGUUCUAUGCUUAUCAUGCAAUGUCAUCUGCGAAGCUUGAUGGUUAGUAUCUAACAUGGAUCAAUUUCCUGCAGUCCUAUUUUUUCACUCUCCUGUGGUGAUGCAGAUACAAACUUCGGUCUGUUAAUGUACUUCCCUAGACUCUACCGUAGGCUGAACUGUUUCAAAUAGCUGUGCUGUCUUGAAGUGGCUUCCUGCCUCCAGUCACUGGACUGGUGCUUGAAUGUUUAGUGGAAACUAGGCUAGUUAGACUGUGUGCUCUGUGAUUUAGUAAACUUCCUUCAAAUCAGUUACAAAGACUUGGAGAAUUAAAGGUGAAUGUAGGCCUUGGGGCUGACUACUGUCUGGAGGGCUCUGGUCACCGCUCUAGAUGGGUGUGCAUACUGCUUAGAGGCUGGCCUGCUUUGGAACUGGGGUGAUGCUGGUGUGUGUGCGCUUGGGAAGCUGCUUGCUCCCCAGGUCUCACUGGAAACUCCAGUCUUGCCUCCUGCGUGUUGUAUGGAGGCGGGGGGGGGGG